Molecule: messenger RNA, 312 nt
Organism: Rotaria sp. Silwood1
Lineage: Eukaryota; Metazoa; Rotifera; Eurotatoria; Philodinida; Philodinidae
Source: the annotation of a GenBank genome assembly
AUGUUAAGAAAUAUUGAUUUUGUUUUGUUUUGUAGACGAGGUAAUACAGCAUUACAUGAAUGUUUUUUAUUAGGAUUAGAUGGUGCUGAACCAUUAAGAAUUCUUCUCAAACAUGGAGGUGAUGCAUCUUGGUUAAAUGAUAAAAAUGAAAGUGUUAUUGAUAUAGCAGCAAAACAAAAUUGUCCAGAAUUAUUACAAGCUUUUUCUAAAUAUCAAAGUGAAAAAAUGCUUAAACAACAUAUGAAAAAUUCUUAUGAUGAUCAUACAAGAAUAAAAACUAUUCAUGAUCAUCAUUCAUCAGAAAAAUUAUAA